Messenger RNA from Nymphaea colorata (pocket water lily), 3302 nucleotides. RefSeq lists its product as uncharacterized. Lineage: Eukaryota; Viridiplantae; Streptophyta; Magnoliopsida; Nymphaeales; Nymphaeaceae. Bases 182 to 3091 code for a protein of 969 amino acids. The transcript has 5 exons. The record is from RefSeq and is a predicted model, not a curated record.
UCACUACUUUAAUUUGCGAGGGUUUUGUAAUAGACCUUCUGGCUGCUCCUAAGCGAACCUUUCCAGGUCUCACUUUAAUGGAUUUUCUUCGUCGAAAACUUUUCUAUAUUUCUGUAGGUUCAUUUCAUCCACAUCCAAACCAACAAGUUGCAGGUUGAAAUAUCGUAACUCUUUCCAACAAAUGUUGGAGGCUAGAUAUCUCGAACGAAUCCAAUUGGUUAUGUGUUUUCAGGAAAACACGAUAAUUAAUCGAGGCAUCCUUCUCAACUUAAGUGAGGAAAGCAAGAUGGAAUUAAGCACUGAAGCCUUUGAAAUGAUGUCUGAACUGAGAUUACUCCUUAUCAACUUUGCCAUCUUCGAUCAUUGUGACUUUGGGCAUUUUCCUGCAAGUCUGAAAUGGUUAGAAUGGAAAGAUUGCCCCUUGGAAGCACUUCCACUUGAAAUCAAGUUUAAAAGCCUUGUGGUCCUUAACCUUUCUCGGAGUUUUAUCAGCCGGUUGUGGAGUGAAACAACAAUGGGGUCAAGCUCAAAAUGCAGGAAGAAGACGUUUGAUGGGCUAAAAGUUCUGGACCUGUCUUGCUGCUAUGGUCUCAAUGCCACUCCCAAUUUUGCAGUGACACCAAAUCUGAAGAAGCUGAUCCUUGAUGAGUGUAGGAACUUGAAAGAAGUUGAUGUUUCCAUUGGGUCUCUAAAAAAAUUGGUUUUUCUUAGCAUGAGGGAGUGUGUGUCUUUGGAGAAGCUACCCAACCAAAUAUACCAGUUGGGUUCUCUUGUAAUUUUCAACCUCGAAGGAUGCAGCAACCUUGUCACUUUUCCACAAUUUCCACCAACAAAUUCCAGUACCGAUGGCCUUUCUUAUCUCGAGGAGCUCAUUUUGCGAGAUUGUGAACGCCUUGAAUUUCUACCUCACCUUCACAAGUUUCAGUCUUUAACAAGGCUGCAUAUGGAUGGUUGCCAAAGCCUUGACCACAGAAGAACACCUUUAUUUGAGGAUGUGGCAUUUAGAGAAUGGGAUGAACUCAGCAUUUCAGGAAGUCGAACACUGUCUCCGAACCAAGAAUUUUCUUUCGUGCUACCGAUUGGGUCUAUUAAUGAUCCCUUACUUUUGCAGCAGUUAGAGUGCUAUGUUUAUGGUGAUCCAUGCAAAUGCGAAACCAUGAAAUUACAUAUUCGUCAUGAAGAUAUGACGAAUGGGAGGGUCACGUUAGAGACUAUGAGUGAAGCUCAUCGUGACUAUUCCAUUUAUGAGGAUGAUGCAUAUGGUUACUGCUAUACAAUCUAUUUUGGUAGAAGUGAUGAAAUAAACGAGGCCACAAGGAGCAAAACCAUAAUUACGAAGGUAACAACUUCCAACAAUUCUAACCUAACUAAAGUCGAUGCCAAAUUUCAAAGAGGAAGCAAGUUUAGUGGUGAGAACAUGAAGCCAUAUAUUUGCAUAUCUAGAAGGGGAGCCUUCAUGAAAUCAUUGACUUCUGUUCAAUCAUCAUCAUCAAGGAAAUCUGAACUUGAAUUGUCCAUAUUUUUCAAUCUUUGUGAGGAGGAUAAACUUGAUGUCAUUGAAUACUCAACGAGGCUUGAUGACCGCAUAGCAAAGACGAUGAGGAUAUUGGACGCCCGAUGCGGAGACGAUGAUGGCCAAGAGGAACAAACGCUACCUUUUGGUUGGUCUGUUGAUGAACUUAUUAUCCUGACCAUGAUUCUUACUGAUGUCAAUGUUUCAUGGUAUGAGCAACGACAUGGAACAAGGUUGCCACGGCAAGCAAAUCCAAAGGUUUUUGAGAAAAUUAAAGUCAUCGAUCUCUCUCAUUGCAAGUUUCUGGUUAAGACUCCUGAUUUUUCUGGGAUCCCACAUUUGGAGAAGUUGAUUCUUGAUCAUUGUGCAUGCCUAGUCGAAAUUGGUGAAUCCAUUGGACAACUGAAAAAUCUUACCCAACUGAGCAUCGUUGGAUGUGUAAAACUACGUGAACUCCCUUCUGGUAUUUUGCAGCUGAAUUCCCUUCAAGUACUCCGCCUCGACAAAUGUUCAGAAAUCAAGAUCCAACCAGAAAAAAACAUGACGGAUGUUAGUUUGAAGACUCUAGAGGAGCUCUUAUUUUAUUAUGUUGAACAAUUCAGGAGCCUAUGUUGCCUGUCCCUGAGAAGCUGUCGUUCACUUAAACAACUACCAGAUUCUAUUGGAAGCUUGGUAGCCUUAGAGGAGCUUAUACUUUACGAUUGUCCUUCAUUAGCAGGACUGCCAUAUUGUGUUGGACAAUUCAGGAGUCUACGUUGCCUAUCCCUGAGAAGCUGUUAUUCACUUGGACAACUACCAGAUUCGAUUGGAAGCUUGGUGGUCUUAGAGGAGCUCAUCCUUGAUUUUUGUACUUCAUUAGCAAGAUUACCAGAUUCGGUAGGCAACUUGAAGUGCCUAACUAAAAUGCAAGCUACUGAAUGUAAGGGAUUGGAGUCGAUGCCCGACCUUUCAAACUUGAUGGCAUUGGAGGAGCUGAAUGUAGGAGGAUGCAGGAAGCUCACCAAAAUCUCUGGCUUGCAGAAGCUGAGAAAACUAAAGAUCCUACAUAUGAAUGGCUGUAGGCAUCUUAGUCUCGAUUUGAUUCGGUUGCAGUUUGAGGAGGCAGCAUUUGACGAUCUUCAGACAUUCAGCAUUUCCUUUCCUGCAAGCCGUAGUUUCGUCGGCAUACCCCUUCCCAGAGGGGAGCGCACGAGCAGCAAGCUUCUGCACGUUGAAAAAAUUAAGUUUGAUGAAAGGGAGUUCAGAAUCAAUGAUAAAAGAAUCGAUAAAGAAAUCGAUCUUUGGAUCGAAGUUGCAGUCGAUAUCGAGCUCCCUGUUUAUUCCAAACAUGUAUACGGACGUAGAUUCACAAUCAGUUUUAGGGAGAAUGAUCUGAUAAAUAAGCACCUAAGGGUGUUGGCCGCAAGUAGUGGCGAUACCACUAGGGUCUGCACGUUGCAUGUAUCUUGCAGAACACGUUGCCAGCUGAGUGGAGCUGAUAUUUGGUUCCGCCAACCUCUCACACCAGCACCAGAGGCUCACCACCGACCAGAGGAUGACGAUCUUGCUCCUUCCACAAGCAAAAGGGGUAAAAAGUGAAGGCUCCGUUCUCACCUUGCCCCUCUUGGUGAUUAUCGACAGCAACUCCUGUUUUCAGUUUGAAUCCCAGUAUAAGGUCCAUAUACAGUUUUUCAUCUUUGGCCUUCUUUAGUUCAUCGCCACCAUUAACUUAGACUGUCAAAACUUUAUGGGCCAACAUGAUUUUGAACAAUCAUGUACAGCCUGUAGAGGAUUGGUGCUCUAGCUGAAC